AGUUACUCUUUUCCGAUGCAUUUUACAUCAUUUUCAUAGCAUUUUAUUGUCUCAAAUCGAAGCCCAUGGAAAGAAAUCUUCGAGCUCUCUCGCGAGAACCCCAAAGACCCCGCACAACCAACCACAAAUCUAUCUUGUCGUGGACUUGGACUAAUCGUGUGGUUUGAUUUGGUUGUUUGACUGUCGACCAUGGCGACUGCCGACGAAUUCAAAGCCAAAGGGAAUGCCGCCCUUCAAGCGGGCAACACAUCGGAAGCGAUUGAGCAUUACACGGCCGCCAUUCGUUUGGAUGGAAGCAACCACGUCUACUUUUCCAAUCGUUCGGCUGCCUAUCUGAAAAAGGGUGAUGCCCACAAUGCCUUGGAAGAUGCUGUUUCCUGUAUUGGAUUGAACCCCUCCUUUUCCAAAGGAUUCUCGCGAAAGGGAGCGGCUCUCCAUGCCCUCAAACGCUACAACGAUUCCAUUGCCGCCUACGAAGAAGGACUGGCCAAAUUCCCCGGUGAUGCCGCCUUGACCAAGGGUUUGGAGGAUGCCAAACGAGAAAAAGACAGUCCUCCCAUGCCAGGAGGAGGAGCUGGUGGAAUGGGAGGUUUGGCCGGUUUAUUUAGUCCAGAAAUGGUGGCUCAAAUGGCGCUGAAUCCAAAAACUCGCCCCAUGCUCAAUGAUCCAGAUUUGAUGGCCAAAAUCAAACUGGUUCAGAGCAAUCCGGCAAUGCUCCCUGCCAUGCUUCAGGAUCCAAAAAUCAUGGCUCUUUUGGGGGCAAUGAUGGGACAGGAAGGAGAAGAGGACGCAUCGGCUCCAGCGCCAGCUCCCACUCCUCCCCCAGCUCCGAAAAAGGAAGAGAAAAAGGAACCAGAGCCUGAGCCCGAAGAGGAUUUGUCAUUGUUGUCUCCGGAAGAACGGAAGAAAAAGGAGGAUCAACGAGCCGCCAAGAAAAAGAAAGAGGAAGGAAACGAAUUCUACAAAAACAAAAAAUUCGCCGAGGCCAUUGAGUGCUACGACGCAGCCAUUGCAUUAGAUCCCACUGCCAUGACAUACCUUUCCAACAAGGCUGCCGUAUACUUUCAGCAAAAGAAAUGGGAUGAAUGCAUCAAAGAGUGUAUGACUGCAGUCGAAAUUGGUAAGCAAAAUCGGGCUCCAUUUGAAGAUCGCGCCAAAGCCUACACUCGUGCCGCCAAGGCGUAUCAAAAGAAGGGCGACCUUGACGAGGCAAUCAAAAUGUGCAAUGAAGCGCAGUUGGAAUCAUUUGAUAAGGCCACUCAGCGAUUGCUCAAGACAAUGGAAUUGGAAAACAGAAAGGCAAAGGCACUAGCAUAUCAGGAUGAGGAAAAGGCAGAAGAGGCCAAACAAAAAGGAAACGAUUUCUUCCGUGCCAAACAAUGGGGUGAUGCUGUCACCCAGUACGAAGAAGCCGUCAAACGCGCUCCCAAGAAUGCCCCCAUUCGCAACAAUCUAAGUGCUGCUCUCUGCAAAGUCAUGGAUUUCAACGGUGCCAAGCGACAAGUUGAAGUAGCCCUGGAAUUGGAUCCCAAAUACGUCAAAGCAUGGGCUCGAAAGGGGGAUAUCGAAAUGGUCAUGAAGGAAUUCCAUAAAGCCAUGGAAUCCUACAAAACUGGUCUGGUGAUUGACCCCGAAAAUGCCAGCUGCAAGGAGGGUCUACGCAAAGUCAAUCAGCAGGUGGCAUAUGGACGCGCCAACAUGACAGAAGACGAAAAGAAGGAACAGGCGGCUCAUGCCAUGGCAGAUCCGGAGAUCCAAGCAAUCUUGCAGGAUCCUGUCAUGCAGCAGACGCUCCGAGACUUCUCGGAGAAUCCUUCCUCUGCGCAGUCGGCCAUGAAUGAUCCGGGAAUGCGAGCAAAGAUCAACAAGCUCAUUGCUGCUGGAAUCAUUGAGACCGGCUAAGUUCUCUUGUAGUGAGAUCGAUUUGAAGAGAUGUUCUCUUAGGAAAAGCGGAACAACUGUAGGAAACCAAACUAGGUGCCAGGUGCCAACGCUCUUAGUCUGAUAAUCUUCUUUACAUAGUCUGAGGACCUUUAAAUUUAGAGCAAGCAGUCACACGCUC
Messenger RNA from Seminavis robusta, 2062 nucleotides. The record is from the annotation of a GenBank genome assembly. NCBI's taxonomy places the organism in Eukaryota, Bacillariophyta, Bacillariophyceae, Naviculales, Naviculaceae.